Messenger RNA from Lathyrus sativus (Indian pea), 1446 nucleotides. Lineage: Eukaryota; Viridiplantae; Streptophyta; Magnoliopsida; Fabales; Fabaceae. The record is from the annotation of a GenBank genome assembly.
AUGAAGAAAGCAGAGGUGGUUUUCAUCCCAUCUCCCGGUGUUGGCCAUUUAGUUUCAACCCUCGAGUUCGCAAAGCUUCUAAUCAGCCGUGAUAACCGACUUCGAAUAACCAUCCUGCUGAUGAAUUUCCCACACACCGCAGAAACAGAAACAGAUGUCUACACUAAUUCCCUUCCCAUCUCCGAUUCACUCCACGUCGUCAACCUUCCAGAAUGUUCUCUUCCACCAACCUCCGAUAUAACUUCCUCCAUGACCACUCUCCUUGAAGCUCAAAAACCAAACGUCAAACAAGCAGUCACUAACCUCACUACUGAACGAGGAGAAAACGGAGUCCUUGCCGCUUUCGUAGUUGACAUGUUCUGCACCACCAUGAUUGAUGUUGCUAAAGAAUUCUCCGUUCCUACACUUGUCUUCUACACUUCCAGUGUUGCUUUCCUUGGUUUGGUGCUUCAUCUUCAUACUCUCAGAGAACGAGACAAUGUAGAUUCCGAUCAGUUGCUGCAACUCGCUGAGUUGGAUGUCCCGAGUUUCGCUAACUCUGUUCCUUCAAAAUCGUUGCCUACUAUUACUCUACGUAAGGAGUUUGAUUCGUUUUUUAUGAGCUAUGCUAAUGGCCUCAAGAACGCUGAUGGCAUUAUAGUAAAUUCAUUUGAAGAGCUAGAAUCGCAUGCGGUUCAAUCGUUUUUAUCUCAUCCUGGUUUUUCAGGUUUAUCCAUAUAUCCGGUUGGACCCAUAUUAAACCCUGAACCCAAAACUGAGGGUACAAUUGAUUCUGUUGAUGUCAUUAAGUGGCUCGAUGAUCAACCUCUGUUCUCAGUAGUUUUCCUCUGCUUCGGGAGUACAGGUUGUUUCGAUGAGGAUCAGGUUAAGGAGAUUGCACUUGCUAUUGAGAAUAGUGGAGCUCGCUUCAUGUGGUCUCUCCGUAAACCACCGUUGAAGGGCACCAUGGCUUUGCCCUCUGACUACCCUCUUUCUGACUUGGAUUCGGUUUUACCAGAAGGCUUUUUAGAUCGGACGAGAGAGAUUGGAAUGGUAAUUGGAUGGGCUCCACAAGCUCAAAUACUAGCUCACCGAGCCAUAGGAGGGUUUGUUUCGCAUUGUGGUUGGAAUUCAACACUAGAGAGUAUAUAUUUUGGUGUGCCUAUUGCCACGUGGCCGCUCUUUGCUGAACAACAAAGUAAUGCUUUUGAAUUGGUGUUUGAAUUGAAAAUGGGUGUGGAGAUUGCGUCGGAUUAUAGGGUGGAGGUUAACAGCGGACCUAACUAUUUUGUAACUGCUGAUAAAAUUGAGAGAGGAAUAAGGAGUGUGUUGGAUAAGGAUGGAGAGUUCAGAAAAAAAGUGAAAGUGAUUAGUGAAAAGAGUAGGAAGACUUUGUUAGAGGGAGGAUCUUCUUACAUUUAUUUAGGUCGUUUGAUUGAUUAUAUUGUGAAUCAAGUAUCAAAUUAA